AUGGAGUUCCUGCGGCGGACUGUUGCGGACGCACGGCUGCGGCUGCGGGUCUCUGCGACCGUCGCGGCCGGCGGCCCGCUGGCGGAGGCCCUCGCGCUGGCGGAGCGGCACCCGGCGGUGGUUCUCGCGGCCCUUCGCGACGGCCUCGCGGACGCCCCGGCGCCUGCCGCCCAGCAGCGGCUCCGCCUCCUCGAGCGCCUCGUCGACGCCGGCGGGUACAACUUCCACCGCGCCGUGGCCCGCGACACCGCCCUCCACGCGCAGCUCGUGCGCCUCGCAGCCGCAAGGGCCGAGACGGAGGAGCAGCGGCGAACACGCCGGCUUGCGCGCCUCACCGUGCUGGAGUACUCACGCAUGUUCGCUGAUGAUCCAGAGCUCCGCAGCCUCACAACUUUAUUGGAGGCGGUAGAGAAGUGUACAGGCAGGAGUCUCCUGCGAUCUAUAGAGGUGGAGAACAAGAGAGUUACCUUCAUCGACCCUCGUCCAGAGGAUAUUAUAUUAAUUAGUCCAAUUAGGCGAUCGGCAAAAGAUUUGCCAACGCAGGUGAAGCCAUCAACAUGGUCAUGUCAUAUUUGCACUUAUAUGAAUAAACCCACCUCAACAAAAUGCUUCGCAUGCAAGACACCAAGACCAACUCGUCCGUCAUCACCGCCACCACCACAAACUGUAACUGCAACUGCAACUGCAUCGCUAUCUAGUGGAAAAACAAAUGGUGUAGCUGAAACAGAGGAAAAUAUCUACAAUGGGGUUGCUUGUCACAGUCCUCUAAGUGGCGAAAUUAAUACUGGUGUUGUCGCAAACAAAGUUUCUUCACCGGAAAAAGAGGAUGAAUCUGCUUCGGCAUUUGUAGAAGAAAUUGUUGAUGAUGAGAUUGCAGAUGUGAAAACAGACGGAUUAGGCGUGGAAAAGUUGGAUGAUACUGUGUAA
Messenger RNA from Trypanosoma theileri, 927 nucleotides. RefSeq lists its product as uncharacterized. The transcript has a single exon. NCBI's taxonomy places the organism in Eukaryota, Euglenozoa, Kinetoplastea, Trypanosomatida, Trypanosomatidae. Bases 1 to 927 code for a protein of 308 amino acids. The record is from RefSeq and is a predicted model, not a curated record.